AUGAGUUCCAAUUGGCCAAUUUAUUUGGCCGUUUUUAUGCUGACACCAGCACUACUGUCGGCAAUUUCAUAUCACAAACGAAAUUAUGAUUUGAGAUAUGCAAAUUCGGAUGUGCCACAAUGGAAGCAAAGGGCUUGUCAAAAAACGCAACGGGAAAAAAUUAAUUUACAUUACAUUUGCGAUGAAAAGGGUAAUGUCAAAUGUCUGCCCGGAUGGCAGGGUGACCUGUGUCAAGUGCCGCAGUGCCGAAAAGGAUGCGACCCAAUGAAUGGCUACUGCCAACGUCCGGACGAGUGUCGCUGUCGCAUCGGUUACACAGGAGAAUUUUGUGAACGCUGCAUACCACUGCCAGGCUGUCAACAUGGCUACUGCAACCGGCCAUUCGAAUGCAUCUGCAAACCUGGUUGGGAUGGUCUCUUUUGUACCGAACCAACCUGCCGUUCGGGCUGUCAUAGUACACGCGGCUACUGUGAGGCACCUGGUGAGUGUCGCUGUCGUCUAGGCUGGGCGGGCCGCACCUGUAGUGAUUGCGCCGUGUUGCCCGGCUGCCAACAUGGCACAUGUCAAAAGCCACUCGAAUGCAAUUGCCUGCCAGGCUAUACUGGACUGUUGUGCCAAACAGCUAUUUGUGCAACGGGCUGUCACAAGCAGCGAGGCUACUGUGCCAAGCCGGGCGAAUGCCGCUGCAAAGUUGGUUGGACAGGACCAAAUUGUGACCAAUGUUUUCCCUAUCCAGGCUGUGUGAAUGGCGAUUGUGAACGGCCAUGGGAGUGCAAUUGUAAACCUGGCUGGGGUGGCAUGCUGUGCGAUGAAAAGCUGACGUACUGCGAUGAACAUCCGAAUACGUGCGAAAAUGAAGGGCGUUGCAUACCGUUCACCAAGGAUGAUGGCAGUUAUCGCUGCGAAUGCAAAAAAGGGUAUUUGGGUAAAAAUUGCGAGAUUUUAGAUGAGUUUAUGUUGACUUCAACGUCAGCACCGCACAUCACACCGCCACCAAUGCCCAGUUGGGCAGCUGAAAUGGAAAAUAAUGACGAUGACAUGGAUGGCACUGAUGUGGGCAAUUUUAAUGACGGCGGUGAUCACCAGCUGGGGAAUAAAGUAGAACCCACAAAUAAUGCGGUAAUGACAGCAACAACUGCAGCAAGUCCAACAACGGCAGCAACAACAUCAUCAAUAGCCGACAAUUUUACAGCCAUCAGUGUAAGCACAAAGCCAGCACAAGCUCAACCACAAUUCAAUAGAGAAACUGCAUCAACUGUGCUCACCGUUGACAAGUUGACGAAUAUAAAUGACAUUAAGUCCACAUUGGCCAACGAUUUUAAUAAUACUAAGCCACCAACAUCUACUACAGAAGGUAAUGUUGCACAAUUGCCAUCGACAAGAAAUACGUCUGAUGUAGUAGCUGCAAAAAUUACAAAAACAGCAGAUACUCAUUUGAAUUUAAUUAAUGCAACAGCAGUCACUUUGAAGUCGCACGAUGCAUCAGUGCCCAGCCGAGAGACAGAAGAAAAUAGUACAAUGAAAAGCACCUAUUUACCUCCCAAUCAACACACCAGCACUUCUUCACCAUACGCGCUAGCGGCCUUCUCAAGCCCUAUACCCAUUCCCUUGCACUUUCUCGAGCCAACCACUCAUAAUCAAGUCACUCAUACAGUGGCUGCGGUAAAUUCGAAUUUAGCAACUCCUUCCGCUACUAAUGCGGCUAAUGAAGGUGCUAACGGUGAUGAAUAUGAGGAGAGCGAUGACGAUGAUGACAACGAGGAAGACGAUGAUGGUGAUGAUGACGAUGACGAUGAGGACGAGGACGAGGACGAGGAUGAUGAAGACCAAUUAAUACCAGAUGUGCUCAAUAGUGUUGCAUAGCAGAUAAUCAGUUCUGGUAACGGUGGCGAAUGUUUCAACUGUUUAACGCCGUUUGAUUUCAUUUAAUUACUCAUUGUAGUGGUUAUUUGAGAACAUACGUCAAAUAUAUACCCGUAUUUAUAGGAACAUAUGUACAUAUAUGUAUGUGUGUAGAUACAAGUAAUAUUUAUUCCUCAAUUAGUAACGUUUGCAAUCCGAUGGA
Anastrepha obliqua is the source of this 2065-nucleotide messenger RNA. RefSeq names its product protein eyes shut (gene C901). The transcript has 7 exons. Gene Ontology annotation, molecular function: signaling receptor binding. Gene Ontology annotation, cellular component: extracellular region; membrane; cell surface. Gene Ontology annotation, biological process: anatomical structure development; cell communication. NCBI's taxonomy places the organism in Eukaryota, Metazoa, Arthropoda, Insecta, Diptera, Tephritidae. The record is from RefSeq and is a predicted model, not a curated record. The coding region runs from base 1 to 1863 and encodes 620 amino acids.